Messenger RNA from Cherax quadricarinatus, 4927 nucleotides. NCBI's taxonomy places the organism in Eukaryota, Metazoa, Arthropoda, Malacostraca, Decapoda, Parastacidae. The record is from RefSeq and is a predicted model, not a curated record.
CAGGCUGUCACAAGCUACACAGCUUCCUGGAUAAUCGUGUGGGUGGAUUCUGGAACUGGAUGUUUACGCUGAGCAAGGUUCCUGAGCUUGGUGACACGGUGUUCAUCGUAUUAAGAAAACAGCCCCUAAUCUUCCUACACUGGUACCAUCAUGUCACAGUCCUUCUGUAUGCUUGGUAUUCAUAUUCCGAUUACAUUGCCACUGCACGAUGGUUCGUCUGUAUGAACUACCUGGUGCACAGCAUCAUGUAUAGCUACUAUGCUCUAAAGGCCCUCAAGUUCCGGGUGCCACGUUGGAUUGCAAUGAGCAUUACCACUGCACAGCUGGCUCAGAUGAUAAUGGGGGCUGCUGUCAACAUCUGGGCUUACCAAGUGAAGCAAGCAGGCAAUGAAUGUCAUGUUUCAUAUGACAACAUUAAAAUCUCUCUCCUUAUGUAUACUUCCUACUUUGUCCUCUUUGCACACUUCUUCCGCCGAGCUUAUGUUGUGAACCCGAAGCAAGUAGGAGCUCAGCCAGCCAGGAAGGGCCAAGAAUCUUUGGCUUAUGAAGGAAAGAGUAGCAAGGGAAAAUUGGAAUAAAGAUUAAUGAGGUUGGACACACACAAAAAUAAUAGCUACAUGUCUUUGCUACAAAACCUCAAUUUUCCAAGAAUUGUUGGUAUGUAAAGGUUAAUUCCAAGGAUAUUAUGAUGCAUUGAUUCAUGCUGUUCUGCUUAUCAUUCUGUUUCUUGACAUAAGAACAUGUUCAGUGGAUCUUUGGAAUGUUGUUAAGAGGAAGUUGCAGCUUCUCAAACAUUAAAGCAUAUAACUUUUUAAGGUCAUGACCAAAGUUAAAACAAACUUGGGAUAAGUUUUACAUAACUCAAACUGGAAAGUUGAGGUUGUACUGUACCUGUAAACUCUAUUUCUUCAUCCAGCUUUUAAGUGCAAAGCUUCUAACAAAAACAAAACAAAAAAAACUGUGAACAGCUAAAAUAAGAAAAUCUUGCUGGGAUGUAUAAUGACAGUACAGUAGUAAAUAUUGUCUACAGGUAAAUACUCGUAAAAAAAAUUUUUUGUUCUAAAAGAACCAAAAAGUGUUACUUAUAACACUAAUGGAAUUAGUGUUAUUAAAGCCUUUAUCAGUUGGUUAAUGCAUAAUAGUAAAAUGGCAGAUGAAAUUUAGAAUGAAAAUAAACCCUUAUUAUUAAAGAUUUAACACUUAAUGUCUGUGAUUGGACUAAUGUACAGUACUGUACUACAGCAGAUUGUUAAUUAAUUACCAGUAUAGCACACUUUCUGGGUACAUACUGUAUAAGGAAUGUACAUUUGGCAUAAUGAAAAAAUGUAGCAUAUGUUGAACAUAAAAAUCUAAGUGCAUUGUCUGAGUACUGACUUUUGCUAAUUAGUAACUGAAGCCUUUACAAAUCCAUGGGUGAAUAUUUUGCUAAACUAGUAUGUACUAGAUCCAUGUCCACAGGAUACUGUGGGACUGAGAAAGAUGAUUAUUACAGUCAUGGGGAACAACUAAACCCAUAGGGAUCAUACAAUUCUUUGGGGAAUGGGAGGCAUUCAGGUUUGAUUCAAGGAAGGGGAGCACAGGUCAAAUUCCUUGGAUCAAAAGUCCCUUGCUGGAAGGGGAUUUAGUUAGGACCCAACUGGUCUUGCAUCUAAACAUAAGGAUUCAGUAUAUCUUUCUCCAACCUUUGAUAUCUUGAAUUGCAUUACCUUUGUUUGAACAGCAUACUUUGUGUUUCUUGUAGUAUGCUAUUUUAUAUAAAUAAAAUAAAUUAUAUAAUUUAUAUAUACUGUAUACAAAUUAUAAACAUGUAUUUAAUAUGAUUUAUAAAAGAAGACUGCAUAAUUUAGUCUAAACUGGUUUUGUUCCCAGUUUUUUAAAUUCUUUAUUAAUUAAUCCGCAGCACGGUAUGACCCUGGUGGGUUUAGUGCUUAGUCUUGAUUAAUUAUUAUAAUCAAGAGAUAAAAUUUGUGAAAAGUGAAUAUUAGUACUAAUUUAAAACAUUGUUCACAUUUGUUUUUGUUGAUAUUUCUGAGAAGCCUACUCUUGUAUGAGUAUUUAUAUAAAUUGCCUUAACCAUUAUUGGUGAACCCAGUCUUAUGAGAAAUUUUAGUGUCUCCAUUCUUAUGUUAUUGUUCUCGCAUGAAUCCCCCCCCCCCAAAAAAAAAAAAAAAAUUAAGUUACAUAUAGGAUACCUAUGAAGAGUUUUAGGGGUCACCACCUCCCUGGCCCAGUCCCAGUCCAGACCUAGUUACUGGCCUGAUUGACCAGCCUGUUGAUGCCAACCACAUGCAGACCAAGGUAUUCACUACAGCCUGGAUGUGGUGCAUACAUUGGCCUUUGUGCAGCUGACACCAAUGGCCUGAUCAGUCAAGUCAGCAACUGAGAAGUUUCAACACUUUACAGAAAGGGUUUUCAGUAGAUCAGUCUCAAGGCACUGGAUGUGUUAAUGUGCGAGUACUGUACUCAUUCAGCAAUUCAGUAAGUAAUAUAUAUUGAGGGAAAAAAUACUUUAUAUUGUAUGCAAUAGUAAAUUGUGGAAACUGUACAUCUGCAUUUUAUAGAAUCAUUUUGUUUGUAAAACCUGAGUAAUACGACAGAUCUUCCAAUAUGCGAGCUAAAACGUGGUAAUCAGACUGCAGAUGGUUAAUAUUUAUAAAAACACUUAAAACUUCUCUUGCCUCCCAAUUGUUUUGAAUAGACAAACUGGUUAAGUUUAAGGUUUAACAAAUCAACCUCAAGAUACUCUGUGUGCUAUAAUGUAUAGUAUAUAUAAUUUAUGUUGGGCUCUUUGCAAUUAACAAUUUCUUCCAGUUUAAGGAUUUUUUCUUUAAAUAACUCAGGUGUAUCUUUUAGUAAUGUUAUUCUGCAUGGGCUUAGGGUUUAGAUGUAAAAAAAAGUAUGAAAACUUAACUGGUUUGUCUUUGAAAUGCAGAGGCUUGAGAUAUCUAGCAAAUCUUUUUUACAGCCAAAAAGGUGAAUGAAAUAUUUUUUAACCUUAGGCAUCAAGAGACAUCUCUCUUAGUGUAUUCAAGUUUACAUUAAUCCCUGUCCUAUGAAUUAAAGUAUCCUUGACUGGUGGUGAACAUGUUAAUGUCAGCCUUAAUGAUCCUUUGUGUAGUCGAUUGUGUUUAAACCCAAUUAACGAACCAUCCUUAACCUACAGUAUUGUCACUGGCUUCUGUUUAAUGUUCACUUGAUGUUAAUGACUGUUAACACUUAUUGUAUGAAGUUUAUACCUUAAUAUUAGACAGUAUUGUACAGUAGUCCAAUUGACAGUAUUUAAUACUGUAUUAGUUCAUCUAAAUGCAGAACAAAUAUUGGUGAAGUUGCCGAUAAUGUUAAAUAAAAGAAAACGCACAACUAAUGAGAUUUAUUAUGGCUAGGUUUUGUUCUCCAGAAGGUUUAUAAAUACCCAGCAUCCUGCUAAAACUGGCAAGUAAAAUGUAGCCAUAAUAAAAGGCUCAUAAGUUGCUUUUAUUUAUUUUUUUUUUAAAUGCAGAAAGCAGAGAUGCUGCAUUAUACACUGUAGAUCUUUCAGAAAUGCACAAUUUAAGCACUGGCAGAGCAAUUUUUUUUUUUUAAUGGCAUUCAAAGGAAAAUAUUUUAUCUAGGUAUAUUUUAUAGCAUUUCUCUAGAUGUUGAGGGUAUUGUCUGAAGCAAAAUUAAGAUUUUCUCUUGUCAUAAAAAACAGGAAUGAAAGAAUUUUUAGUUGUCAUUGUUUAGCAUUAAUGGUUUACAAUGUGUGGCUAUCACUGGAAACAUUUUUGUUUUGUAGUUAUUUUGUGACAAGUUCAUACAUUUAUUUCAUGGAAUGUCUCAUUCUAUAUAAGCUUUUUUCUGAAAGGUACAGCUAUAAAAGUUUUUAGAAAAAUCAAACCUGAGUUAGGGUACUAUUAGUAAUGAUUCAAAGAUCAUUGAAACUCUUAAAUUCUGCGUUUUAUAUAGUUUAGAAAAAAUACAUUUCAUGUUCUUUAGGUGCACAAAUACUUAUGUAUGCAGAUAGUCAUACUGUAAAUUUUUUUGGGAGGUUUAUUGGCAUGUUACAAGUGGCUAUCAAAGCUGCAAUCUACAUUGCAAAGAAAACUAAGUUUCUGGCAAAAGAAUUGCUUCUGAAGGUUGUAAGCACAUCCAUCUUGCAAAGGAAAUUAUGAAGGCACUAGUGUUGAUGGCCCCUUUUAUUGCCUAAUUUGAGAUUCAAGUCACUCACACCCCAGUUGUAGCUAUUAAUGCUCCAGUUUUAUCCUCACUAACAUGACAGAAUUUGUAAAAUUAUAUUGAGGAUAGUCAUUCAGUGUUACUUAUGUAGAUUGAUGCAUUGUUACUCUUAGGAGCAUUAUGCAAGUGUUUUGCUCUCUCAAGCUUUUUCAGUUUGUAAUUUUGAAAGAGCACCAGUCUUCAGCAAAUUGGAUAUUCUUUAUAAUUUGAAUUAAAGAUUUUUUUUUCUAAAUAAACCCAUUAGUUUAUCAGGUGGCUUGCUCCCUUUUCUCCUAAGAAAAAUUUAAUUUGAUUACCUAGAUUUUAUCAUGAAAAUCAUUGCUGAGCUUUCCUUUAUACCAAUAGAACAUGUAAUUUUUUUUAUUGUGAGCUUUCAGUAAUAUUGGAUAUAUUUUAACAUUACAUAAUUUUACAAGUUAAUUAAAUAAUUUAUUUACAAUCAACAUGAAUUGUUGAGUAAUGAUUCCAUCCAUAGUAUAACUUUUAGGGUGUGCAUUAUUGUAAGACAAAUUAAUUUUUAUCUACUUAAGGACAUUUUUGUUUUUUGUUUUGUUUUUUUAAUAUUUCCUUUUUUUUUUGGAAGGUAUUAGUUUAGUGUAACCAUUACCCCCCUCCCACACAGAAAAAAAAAAAAAAAAUUGUUAAAACUAAGUGGUUACUACUAAACUGUUGCCUCAUGGUGCCCAAUUCUUAAUUAAAUGGAGGAAUGUUU